CUCGUUCAACGUCCUUACGACGCCGUAUUCAACGAGUUCUCACUUAGCGGGUGACUAUCGCUUACGCACACUGCAAAACGUUAAAACCAAAUUCGACCGUCUUCCACGCCAGAUCAACAACGAGAAAACCCCCAAUUUCCAUCGUUUUCGAGAUCAUAUGCUUCAAAUCCGAUUCAACUAUAGUCAUAUUCCUUCUCAAAUCUAAGAUAUGGAAGAUGAUAAUGAUUUGGAGCAGGUCACGGGGAGUCCAACAGCUGGAGAGAAUGGUUUUGUUCAUAUAGAGUCAGUUGAUUCUGCUCAAAUGGAUGGCGGUUCAAUUGAUCAGGUUGAGCGUCUUGAGCAGGAUGAUGGAGUAGUGGUAACAGGAGUAGAUGCUGUACAGGAUGAGCCAGAGCCACUUAAUGUAAGGACAACUGAAGAUGUGGGACCCGAUGAGUUUGUAGAUUGUCCAGAUGACUUGGUUUCUAAUGAAGCGAGAUCCCCUGCUGUUGUCAAUAGGCCACGCCAACUGCCAUUUAGGGAUGAUGAUACAGAAGUUACUCAACAUACUGCACCUGACAUUGAAAGGGAAAUCCUUCCCCUUCCACAGGACAAUGAGGAAGAGAAUGGAGUUCUGAUAAAGGAAGUUAGAAAUCUUCAUCAUCUGCUUAAAGCUCUAAGCAAGCAAAAGCAACUUACUGAUGGGACUGAUGUUGUAGAGGGUGGUGAAAAGUCUUUGUUGUCUUUGCAUGAGAUGGUAAAGGAGUGUUCCAAUUUUAUUGAGAUUUCUUUGAAUGAGCAGUCACAUGCUGAGGCCACAAUCAGUGAACUCAAUGCCACCUUACAUAUGAAGGAUAAAGAGAUUGAGGAUCUUAUGGUGAGGGUCAAUGACCACUCUAUAUCUCAAGAUGUAGUAGCACUCAAGUCUGAUGAAUUAUCAUCUGUUGUUGCCAUUGUAGAUAGGAUUUUAUAUUCUUUUGCACCUGCCUUUGGCGAUGCAGGAUUGUCUAAUACAUCUGUUAGUGAAAAAUUAUCUCAUCUUGAGAGAACUACCUCCUUCUUACUUGAGAAGUACUACAACUUGCUUUCUGAAAUCGAAUCAUUUAGCCAUUGUUUGGCUGAGGUUAAGCCAGAUUUCCAAAUGCAAAAUGGAACAGAGACAGUUUUCAUCACUGUACGAGAGGAGUUGCUUGAGUUAAAAAGGAAAGAACUUGAGGUAACCAACAAAAAUACCCAUUUAGAAUAUCAAUACGGACAGUUCAUGGAGCAAAUUGACAAAAACAGAGAAACAAUUGAGCUUCUAAACACAGAGAUCACAAAACUUAAAGGGGAAGUUGAACAGGAGAAGACAAGGUAUACUAAUACCAAAGAAAAACUUAGCAUGGCUGUUACAAAAGGAAAGGCAUUGGUCCAACAGCGUGACUCAUUGAAACAAUCAGUUUCUGAAAAAACCAGUGAACUAGAAAGAUGUUUGACUGAACUGCAAGAAAAGUCAACUGCCCUAGAGGCUGCUGAGUUUAGGAAUAAUGAGUUGAUGCAGACUGCAUUUUUGGCUAAUUCGCUACAAGAAGCUCUUACACAAAGAGACAUGAUCCUUCAAAGAUGUGGAGAAAUUUUAUUGCUAAGUGGUGCUGCAGCUGAACUUCAGUCAUCAGAUAUCAUUGAAGGUGUUACAUGGCUUGCAAAUGAAAGAAGUAGACUUGCAUCCCUAUCUGUUGAAUUUGAGAGACUCACUUAUGCAUAUAAUCUGGCUCAAGAUCAUUCUUUUAAGCUACAAGAUGAAAAUCAUGCAACAAUGGAGGCUGCACGUGUCCAGAUUGAUCGUUUGACUGCAUCAUUUUUAGCAGAAUCACAGGAGAAGUAUUAUCUUAAGCAGGAGUAUGAAGAUUUGACAACCAAGUAUGAAGAAUUAGAACAACACAUAGCUUCUACUGAAUCAUUGCCUAUGGACAAUGAAGUACUUGAAAAGAUUCAAAAUCUUUUGUAUGUUAGGGAUCAUGAAUCCAAGCUGUAUGAGCAAAUUCUUGAGGAAGAAAAGAUGCAUAAGUUUCAGUUUUCUGAAGAACUUCGUGGAUCAAAAGAUGAGAAGAACACUCUGCAAAUAAAUCUUCAAAGAUCCGAAGAGAAAGCCUCAUUAUUGAGGGAGAAAUUGUCUAUGGCAGUUAAAAAGGGCAAGGGACUUGUUCAAGAACGUGAGAAUAUGAAACAACAAAUGGCUGAAAAGAACACUCAGAUUGAGGGGUUAACUCUCGACUUACAGAAACAAGAAUCAACAUUGAGUGAAUACAGGAACCAGAUCAAUAACUUGGAAUCUGAUCUCCUGCUUUUGAAAGAAGAAAAGGGUCAACUUGAACAGUUUUUAUAUCAAAGCAAUAGCAUGUUACAGAAUGUACUUGAAACAAUUGAUGGUGUUUUUCUGCCAGUUGAUCUAAAAGAGCCAGUUGAAAAGGUGAAGUGGUUAGCAACAUAUUUAAGUGAAACCCAAGUCAGCAAGGCACAAACAGAGCAGGAGCUAGAAUACAUAAAAGAUGAAGCUGGUAUGUUGACCAGUAAGUUGACCGAAGCAUUGACAACCAUGAAAUCCCUUGAAGAUGCAGUAUCAGUUUCAGAGAGAAAAUUUUCUCAAUUAGCUCAAGAAAAGAACGAAUUAGACAUUUUAAAGACAAACUCAGAACAAGAAGUACAGAUUCUAAAUGAGGAGAUCAGCACAUUGAACAACAAGUUGGUGGAAGUAUUGACAAACUUGAAAUCACUUGAAGAUACACUCUCAAACUCAGAGAAAACCAUCACUCAACUAACUAAAGAAAAGAUGCAUGUUGAAGAGGAGUUACAUAAAGCAAUAGGGGAAGCUACUUCUCAAACAAACAGGUUUCAAGAAACCUCUGCCCAUAAAAACUCCCUUGAAGAGGCACUUUCACUUGCAAAAAACAACAUACAUGUGCUCAUGAGUGAAAAAGAAGAGGCUCAAGCUAGCAAAGUUGCUGUUGAAAUGGAGCUACAGAAAGUUAAGGAGGAAGCUUCCACACAUUCCAUUAAUCUAGAUGAAGCUUACAAGACUAUAAAGUCCCUUGAAGAUGCAAUGUCACAGUUAAAGACGAAUGUUUCUCAGUUUUCACAAGAAAACGAGAAGGCAUUAGAUAGUAGAAGUGUAUUAGAGAGUGAGAUAAAGAAACUCAAAGAAGAAGCUGAAUACCAUAAGAACACUGUUUCUGAUCUUGUUGGGGAAAAGAAGAAAGCUGAACAGGAUAUUUUGACCCUCAAAACUGAGUUAAAUACAUGUAAUGAUAAAUGGGGUCAAGAGCUCUCUAGGUUCUUAGGAAAUCUUCAAGUGCUGUUAAAGGAUGAAUCUUUAUUCACUUUGUUCAAGAAAAGUUUUGAGAAAAAAUUCGAAAGCUUAAAAGAAAUCGACUAUGUUCUCAAAGACAUAAAUGGUAGUUUUGAUUCAGAACAGUUUCAAGAUCAUCGUUCAAUUGAGGAAAGUUGGGAUGCUGGAUUUGGCAAUGAUUGGAACAUUGGGAUGCUUGAAGAGUUGAAUGCAGAAGAUAGGGAGGGUAUUAUUAUUGGUUCAGAUGUUGGAAAAACUUUGGAUAAGUUAAUUGCUAGAAACCAAAUUCUUGCUGAUCAAUUUGGUAGUUUCUCAAUACUGAUUGAUGACAUGAUUGCAUCUUUGUUGAAAAAACUGGAGGUAAUAAAGAAUACCAUGCCAUCUUUGGUUAAGCAAACAAAAGAAUUAGAGGGUGAAUUAGAGAAAGCUAGAUUAAUGUAUGAUAAAGCCAAAGAAGAAAAUGAUGCAUACCAUGGAAAGGUAUUUAAAUUGGAGACAGAAUUAGAAGCAUCUAGAAACAUGUGCAAAGAGAUAAGCUCUAAAUUAGUAGAUUAUCGGACAAAAGAGGAGAACUGGAAUGAAAGAGAAAGGGAGUUGUCUACUGCUCAAAGUACUUCCUCCAUUAAAGAUCAUGAGGAUGAGGGUGUUUUAUCAGCUUCAGAGAUAAACAGGCUAUUUGACAAGAUAGAUGGAAUCCCAAUCCCUUUCCCUUUCUCAAACCUUGUAAUUUCAGAAUCCUUGGACCCUGUAAAAAAGCUGUUUUACAUAGUUGAUAGUGUAAAGGAAUUACUAGAGCAGAUAACCCUAUUGUCUCAUUCAAAAGAGGAUCUUGUCUCAAAACAAACCCUAGAAGUUGAGCAUUUGAAGGGGGAGUUAUCUUUAGGGUUACAGAGCAUUAUUCAGAAGUUUGGAGGCGAGGAGUAUUCUGGAGUCAAGAAAUCUGCUGCUGACGUGGCAGGACUGGUCCCGGUGUUAGAGAGGCUCAUUCAGGGUAUUGUUCUGGAUGGGGAAAAUUCAAGAUUUAAAUUGAUGGAGAGCCAAAGGGAUAAGAUACAGGAAAGAGGAGGUUCAUUGCCUGCUGGAUCAGAGAUAUCAGAAAUUGAAGAUCAGAGCCCAGUUGGGAAAGUAGGGGGGUUGCCUUUAGUGCCAUCUGCUGCCCAGGUGAGAUCCUUACGAAAGGGAUCAAAUGACCAGCUUGCCAUUACCAUUGAUUCAGAAUCUGAACGUUUGCUUAGUAAUAAAUCCGAAUCUUUUGAAGAUAAAGGUCAUAUAUUCAAAUCACUCAACACAUCGGGUCUUGUCCCAAUUCAGGGGAAAAUGAUUGCAGAUCGAGUCGAUGGAAUAUGGGUAUCUGGUGAUCGGGCUUUGAUGCGUCGACCUCGGGCAAGGUUGGGGCUUAUAGUGUAUUGGAUUGUGUUGCACCUAUGGCUUUUGGGCACUAUUUUGUGACCAUUAUGAUUACAUCAUACAUGUACAAGUAGGUGCCAACUUUACUUUUGAGUGUUUUUCUUUUUAAUUUUUAAUAUUAAUUUUUUUAAGAGUUGAUGUAGAUGUAAAAAAAAAAAAAAAAAAUUAAUAGUUAAUUGUUCUUUUGAUUCUCUGAAAUCAGAUUUUAGGGAUUCAGAGAAUCCAUAACCAUAAGCCUCCAUGUUAUUGG
Lactuca saligna is the source of this 4961-nucleotide messenger RNA. The record is from the annotation of a GenBank genome assembly. NCBI's taxonomy places the organism in Eukaryota, Viridiplantae, Streptophyta, Magnoliopsida, Asterales, Asteraceae.